GUUGUUUUAUUGAAUAUUGCAUAGAGCACGGUGCGGGGAAAUACUGUAUGCAGAGGAUUUAUUUUAUAUUGCGAUAGUAUUGUGAUACAAACACUUUACAAUGGCAGAAUUUGUCGAGAAACGAUGCGAGGAUAUGAUUCCUGAACUGGAACAACUGGAGCGCAUAAAGAUUUUUGAUAAAAACGAAAUAAGAGGGAUCGCCAAAAAGCGUAAAGAAUAUGAGUACAAAAUUCAACGGCACACCAAGUGCAAGGAAGACUACUUACGCUACAUUCAGUAUGAGAUGGACUUACUCAAACUCAUUCGACAACGUAGAGAUAAACUAGGUAUCAAUCAGAAAAAAUCAGACAUCGACUACACCAUUGCAAAUAAAGUUAAUGUACUGUAUAAGCAAGCUAUUUUCAAAUUCCAAGAUGACUUGAGAUUCUGGAUUGCAUAUAUGAAAUUUUGCAAACAUGUUCGUUUUCACAGCAGUAUUAGCCGCAUGAUGGGAAGAAUGUUGCAAGUUCACCAGGAUAAACCAAAAUGUUGGCACAUCGCUGCACGGUGGGAAGCGGAAGAGGCACAUAACAUUCAAAAUGCACGACAGUUCUUGCUAAGGGGUCUACAUUUUCAUCCAGAUUCUCAGUUACUCUUUACUGACGCUUUUAAAUUAGAAUUGUCAGAGGCUUUGACUAACAAACAAAAUACUUCAAAUGCCAAUGAUACCCCAACACCAGCCACAAACGACAACGAUAUGCCUAUCGAGUUGAAACGGGCUUACGUCAUAUAUCUCCAAGCCUUCAAACGCAUUAAAGAUAUUAAAUUUAUAAUAGAUUUGUUGAAUAUUACAAAGGAACAUAGUAAUACUGAAAAAAUUCAGAACAAAAUUGUCUCUGAUAUGGUGGAAGAAUAUGCUCACGAACCUCUGAUGUGGGAUACAAUGGCUCGACGUGAACUUGAAGGUCUUGUUUUACCAUCCGGUAAUGACACACCGAUGGAAAUUGAUUCGACGGAACAAAGUUCUCUCCGAGAUCGCAUCAGUCUAUGCAAUGAAGUCUAUCAAACUGCUGUAAAGAAAAUUAAAACCGAAGAAAUGUGGUCUUUAUAUAUAGACUGUAUAUUGGAAAUUAAUCACGAGACUAGUUCUCUACCGAACUACAAAAGAAAGUUACUCAGGAACGCUUUGACACAAGCUCACCAGGCUGGAAAAUUGAAAGAAAAAUAUUAUUUGCAAUGGAUUGGCAUGCUGAGUACUAAUAAGAAAAACGAGAAUGAUCAAAAACGAUUGUACGAAGUUUUGUGUUGGGCUACAGAUGCAUUACCCAAAAGUGUCGAUCUCUGGCAAGCAAGAUUAAGAUAUCAUCUUGCCUUUGGCCAAGAAGAUAAUGCCACAGCUGCUUUUGUCAAGGCAACAGAAAUUUUGGGGGAAAAGUCACUGCCUUUAUGGAAAAUGAGGUUGCUGCACGUUCAGACUAAGAGCCCUGAGAAAACCGAACAAUUUUUUCGAGCUGCGUUACAAGAGGGGCCAACUAUUGCAAAAGAUAUGAAGCCGACUUACAUCGAAUGGCUAGUUCUCUCCAAGAGUAUUCAAGUUGCACGAAAGGCAUAUGAUAAUUUGUGCCUUCAACCACCUCCCUGCUUGGAAUUGCACAAGAAAAUGGCUGCUAUAGAACUGAUGCAGCCUGAGGUGUCGUUGAAACAUGCUCGCCGUCCACAUGAAAUGGCUACAUUGGAGUUUGGCAAAACGAACACAGAUGUAUGGAUGGACUACAUUAUGUUUGAAUUAAAAGUAGGAGACCCCAAAAAGGUGGGUGAAAUUCAUAUGAGAGCUGUGAAAACGUUGGAAGCUGUGCUUACGGAUAAUUUCAUUUCUGAAUUCAGUUUAAUUAAGACGAAUUCAGAUGCUAUUGAACAAGUCCAGUGAGUCAUAAAUCAACGUCCCAUAUUACUGUAUACAAAUAUCUUAGGAUUUGUAUAAGAAUUUUUAUAUGUACGUCGCUAUUGAUAUUGUAUAUUAAAUUUGUGUGCAACAAAAUCCACAUAGAUGUUGAAAAUAAUUCUUGUAAUCACAACAGUUGUGUCAU
Messenger RNA from Diprion similis, 2066 nucleotides. RefSeq names its product U3 small nucleolar RNA-associated protein 6 homolog. Gene Ontology annotation, cellular component: small-subunit processome; Pwp2p-containing subcomplex of 90S preribosome. Bases 101 to 1906 code for a protein of 601 amino acids. The record is from RefSeq and is a predicted model, not a curated record. Lineage: Eukaryota; Metazoa; Arthropoda; Insecta; Hymenoptera; Diprionidae. The transcript is spliced from 9 exons. Gene Ontology annotation, biological process: maturation of SSU-rRNA from tricistronic rRNA transcript (SSU-rRNA, 5.8S rRNA, LSU-rRNA). Gene Ontology annotation, molecular function: snoRNA binding; protein binding.